AUGGAUAAGAUAAUGUGCUCCAUCGCCUCACUCCUCAGCUGCCGCGGGUUACUGCACUUAGGUGAGAUCCUGCUUUGUAUUGUCACCUUCAUUCUGUCUUCAUUCUCGCCUAAGCCACUGCACUCCUACUGGAUCUACUGCAUGUUCAUCUGGCCUAUCUGCGCCCUUCUGACCCUGGUCAUCACCAUUAUUGAGUUGUUCCUCAUUCACAAGUUCAUCCUGUUUUUAUGCAUGGACUGGGAUGACUUCACCACAGGUAUAGCCUUCAUGGCGUCCCUCACCACCUGUACUGUUGCCAUCUGUUACUGCGUGUUCUACGUAUGUCUGGUGUGCGUGUGGGACUGGCUAGUGGCAGUACUUGCCAUUCUGUGUUGCGCGCUCUACAUCACGGAGUUUGUGAGGGAUAAAUGCGACUCAACGCGCUCUGUGAAGUACCUGGCCGCCCUCCCUGGAACCUUCAAGAUCCUGGAGGCGUAUGCGAGUUGCAUCAUCUAUAUCUCACUGACAGGCUAUCAUACGCAGGUGCCACUGAUCCUGUGCGUGGUGCUCUACAUCAUUCCCUUUCCUAUAAUACCAGUGAUUGUCAUGGUGAACGUGAUGAACUCCCUGCGAGUGUGCCUGCCUUUCAACAUUUCCCGUCUCGAGAACAUCUUUCUCGUCCUCUCUGUGGUGGUCUACAUCGUGGCUGCAAUCAUCUGGCCACUUUACACUGUCCAUAACAACCCUCAGCCAGAUGACUGCCCAGCAGGUGGGUGUCAGUGGAGCUUCUAUUUUUUGGUCACGUUUAUGACGUGCGUUAACCUCUGCCUUUUCACUGUGGACUUGGUGUUCACGCUUCUGGGGAUAUGUGGCUUCCAGCGUGUUUGA
Alosa alosa (allis shad) is the source of this 867-nucleotide messenger RNA. Its product is annotated as myeloid-associated differentiation marker-like protein 2. Lineage: Eukaryota; Metazoa; Chordata; Actinopteri; Clupeiformes; Clupeidae. Gene Ontology annotation, cellular component: membrane. The transcript has a single exon. The record is from RefSeq and is a predicted model, not a curated record. Bases 1 to 867 code for a protein of 288 amino acids.